Messenger RNA from Trichosurus vulpecula (common brushtail), 1557 nucleotides. Its product is annotated as zinc finger protein 501-like. NCBI's taxonomy places the organism in Eukaryota, Metazoa, Chordata, Mammalia, Diprotodontia, Phalangeridae. The coding region runs from base 145 to 1557 and encodes 470 amino acids. Gene Ontology annotation, biological process: regulation of transcription by RNA polymerase II. The record is from RefSeq and is a predicted model, not a curated record. Gene Ontology annotation, molecular function: RNA polymerase II cis-regulatory region sequence-specific DNA binding; DNA-binding transcription factor activity, RNA polymerase II-specific. The transcript has 3 exons.
GAGAAUGCCCAGAACCUGCUCUUCCUGGAGAGAGCUAAGUUACCAGUGUCUCUCCAUCGUCCUCCCUUCCUUAUCCCAUGCCCAGGACUUCCAGCUCCCAGAGAAGGUUUGAGCUACCAUUUUGGACAAGGGGAAGCACUGUGGAUGUUGGAGCAAGAAGAUCCCAGAACCUCCUGUCCAGAUGGAGAGACCCAGCUUGAAGUCAGGGAGAUUGCUUCAGAUCCAAGCAUUUCUGUGGAAGAAUCACCACAGCCAAGAUUCAUGAUUGAGAAAAAACAAGAGAGUCACUGCGAAUUUAAUGAAGAUGGAAAGAGUUUCAGACAAAGUUCAGUCCUAAUUCCUUGUGAAAAAAGGACCUCUGGGAAUGGCUGUUUACAAGAUCAUAAAUAUAGAGAAAGCUUAAUUGGACAGGUAGGGCUUAUUGAGUCUCAUGGGAAGCCUCCAGAAGUGCAAACUUAUCAAUAUAAUGAAUGUGAGAUGCCCUUCAACUUGAAUUCAGAGCUAAUUAGACAUCAGAAAAGUGAUCCCAGAGAAAUGCUUUAUACAUGUAAUGAGGGUGAGAAGGCCUUCACUCAGAAUUCAAAGCUCAUUGACUACCAGAAAAUUGAAAAUGGAAACACUGUAGAGAAAUCAUAUCCUUGCAGUCAGUGUGGUAAGGCUUUCACAGAGAAGAGAAGUCUUGCUUCACAUCAGAGAGUCCACUCUGGUGUUAAACGUUAUGGAUGUAAUCAAUGUGGAAAGACUUUUAAAUAUGGUUCUGAUCUUGAUAAACAUCAGAGAAUCCACACUGGAGAAAAACCUUAUGAAUGUAUUCAUUGUGGAAAGACUUUCACACAGAGUUCCCAUCUUUUUGUCCAUUGGAGAAUCCAUACUGGAGAGAAACCUUAUGAAUGUAACCAAUGUGGAGAGACUUUUAGAUGUGGUUCUUUUCUUGAAAAACAUCAGAGAAUCCACAGUGGAGAAAAACCUUAUAAAUGCGUUCAGUGUGGAGAGACUUUCACACAGAGUUCUAGUCUGUCUCUACAUCAAAGUGUCCACGCUGGAGAGGAAACUUAUUACUGUAGUCAAUGUGGAGAGAUUUUCAGACAGCGCACUAGUCUUGCUGAACACCAGAGAAUCCACACUGGAGAGAGACCCUAUGAAUGUAGUCUUUGUGGAAAGUCCUUCACACAGAGUUCCAGUCUUUUUCUCCAUCAGAGAAUCCACACUGGAGAAGAAUUUUAUGAGUGUAACCUAUGUGGAAAGGCUUUUAGAUAUAGUUCUUGGCUUGAUAAACAUCAGAGAAUUCACACUGGAGAAAGACCUUAUAAAUGUAUUGAGUGUGGAAAGACUUUCACACAGAGUUACAAUCUCUCUGUACAUCAGAGAAUCCACACUGGAGAGAGACCUUAUUACUGUCAAUGUGGAAAGAGUUUCAGACAGAGGUCUGCUCUUGAUAAUCAUCAGAGAAUGCACACUGGAGAAAAACCUUAUAAAUGUUGUCAAUGUGGAGAGACUUUCAGACAUCGUUUUAGUCUCGCUCAUCAUCAGAGAAGUCACGCUGGAGACAAACUUUAA